AUGCCACUGGUUUAUAGUAUCAGAAAGUACUCCUUCUGCAAAAACAACGGUCAAUGGGAACACUUCCCCUCUAGAAAUGAUCUUGUCUUGAUGGUUAAUAAUAUUCAAAUCACUGAAUUAGAUGUUAAGAAAAUUCAUAAAUUUGAUGAAAAUUUAUCAAUAUAUUCUAAAAAUCCAUCAAUUGGUUUCAAAUAUCAAAUUAUAAAUGAAUUACAUCAAAUUAUAACCAAAAGAUUUCAAAUUAGUUUUAUUAAUCCAAUGGAAUAUCAAAAAUUUAUUUAUUUGUUACAACAAAAUAAAUUUAAUAUUAAAGAUGAUUCAACAACUUCAUCAUCAACUCAAUUUAUUCCAAUGUCACAAAUUAAUCAACCAAUAGAUUUUAUGAAUCAAUUCCAAUCUCAACCAACAACUCAACAUUUAAACACUUCAAUUUUAAGUCAACCAAUCUUACCAAUGAUUCAACAAACUCAACCUGAACAACAAGUUCAACAAACUCAAAAAAAUGAUAUAUCAUCAGAUUUUUUAUCAAAAAUUCUUAAACCUACAAAAGAAAAAACUGAAUUAAAUGACUCAGAAUUAAAAAAUUUAUUAAUUGAAAAAUUAAAUGAUUUAAAUUUUAUAAAAUUUGUGGAAAAAAUUGAAAAAAAUUUACAUUCUUUAAAUGAAAGUAAUGAAAGUAAAUAA
Messenger RNA from Hansenula ciferrii, 684 nucleotides. RefSeq lists its product as uncharacterized. The record is from RefSeq and is a predicted model, not a curated record. Gene Ontology annotation, biological process: reciprocal meiotic recombination. The transcript is spliced from 2 exons. The coding region runs from base 1 to 684 and encodes 227 amino acids. NCBI's taxonomy places the organism in Eukaryota, Fungi, Ascomycota, Saccharomycetes, Phaffomycetales, Wickerhamomycetaceae.